AGCUUCCGGUUCAAUAUGGCGACGAGUGUAUUUUCUAGUGGUGACUCAACCAUAAUCUUUGAAGAUAAGUUGUAACACCAAGUUAUUCAUUUUAAGUGAUAUGCUUAUGUGCAUUUGUGAUGAUCAAAGACGCUCGUCAAUACAUCGGAGGUUCAACAGGGAUGAAGGAUAUCCAGAAAACACUUUAUUUCCGUCUGGUGGGAACCCAACGAUGAGCAUGCAUGCCACUGAAAACUCGGUUUGCGUCAGUUGUUUGUGUUCUUAUUGUGUGUUGACAUUGCGGUGGCAAUCAGUUGGACAUGAUCUGAACACUUUAUCGUUUCCUCCUCUUAACAUUAACUUGGUCAGUCCUAAAAAUGGAUGAACAGGCUCUAAAUGAGCUGUUAGAAUGUUCUGUCUGCCUUGAGAGAUUGGAUCACACUAGUAAAGUUCUUCCCUGUCAGCACACUUUUUGUAGAAGGUGUCUUGAGGAGAUAGUGAGUACAAAAAACGAACUUCGCUGUCCAGAGUGUAGGACUAUUGUGACAAUCAAAGUUGAAGAUCUACCGCCAAAUAUCUUGUUAAUUCGCCUUUUGGAGGGUAUAAAAACACAAGGACAGUUACAUGGUCAAACUACAACAACUGAAACUCCUUCAAGCAGGACUGACAGCCCAGGUGUCCCAAACACCAUCUCACAGCCACGACAACAAAGACAGAAUGCCCCGUGUGCGAAAGCACUGUACAAUUAUGAAGCGAAGGAGAGUGGGGACCUGUCCUUCAAGAAGAACGAUGUAGUGAUACUGCGGAAGCAGAUAGAUGACAACUGGUUCCAUGGAGAGCUGAAUGGACAACAUGGCUUCUUCCCUGUCAACUAUGUGCAGGUGUUGGUGGCAUUACCCCAGUUGCCUCAGUGUCAGGCAUUGUACGACUUUGAUCUCAAGGACGAGAAGGAAAAGGAUUGCCUGUCCUUUCAAAAGGAUGAAACUCUGACAGUAAUACGAAGAGUGGAUGAAAAUUGGAUUGAAGGCAGGAAAGGGGAUAAAAUUGGUAUAUUCCCUGUGACGUUUGUUAAGUUAAAUGAUGCUGCUAAAAGCCUUCUCAACUCCAAGCCAAGUGUGAGUAUCCUACAGGCCAGUAAUAACACCCAAUCAGGGGGACGUAACUCUGAUAGCUCAGAACGAACAACAUCGGCGUCGGAGACUCAUCGGGUCACCUCACCAUCUGUUACCUCGGUCAACCCAGCCUUGUUGGCUUCCCACCCCACGUCUCAACCCAAACGGCAUUCAUUCACCCUCGCCCCCCAGAAAUCCCCGUCCCCUCCCACCCAGCAUCAGCGGCGCUCACUUGAACUGGGCAGCAGUAGCAGCAGCUCGGGGGCAUUCAGUAUUCCCAGCACAUCAGCUGGGUCUGUGGGGGGAACGUCCACGCCGCCCCUCACUGCCGCCGCUACAGCCGCCGCUGCUGCUGUCGUCACCACCACAACUAGCUCCUCUACCUCAACUCCGAAAUCGGCACCACAAACAGUACAGGCAGGAACAGAGUCAUCGAGCGGUUCUUCAACCACAACCACCGGCAGUGCAGGGGGAGACAACUCUGUCAUGCCAAGUGGGCUCACACCAGUGUAUGUUGCCACGUACAGCUACAAGCCUCAGAAGGACGAUGAGCUGGAACUGAGGAAGGGUGAUGGGUACACCGUGUCGGAGAAGUGCCAGGAUGGCUGGUACAAAGGCCAGUGUCUCAAAACAGGGAGUACAGGGGUGUUCCCUGGAAACUAUGUACAGCUAUACAGGCACCAGAGUGCAUUCAAGCCAGUCAGUCCCAAUGUGUUGAACAUUCGAGCCCGAGCUCCUCAGACAAACUCCCACUCUUCUGCAUCCUCUGACUCUAACAACAUCAAUGUCACCAAUCUCGACUUAAGCCGCACCUCUACUUCAAGCCAGUCCUUUCAGUCUAGCUCGAGCCAGUCAGCACCCCCACCUCUCCUCCCCCGAGCACCAAAGACUUACACAGCCUCUUCACCCUCCAGCGGCAGCCAUUCCUCCAGGGCAUCCAAAGCAGCAAUCACAGUUCCACCUCCAGGGUACAGCUCCUCCAGUUCUUCCAAGUCAAGUUGUCAUGUGUCCGCUUCCAGCCAAGGGCCUGCUCACUCCACCACAACGGUUCAUCUUCCAAAACGAGGUAGCCAUUCCUCGUCCCCCAGUGGGGGAUGGAGCUCAUCUAGCCUAGCUGCUAUGCACCAUUCCAUGUCAGCAUCGACCAACAUCACUCCCCCCAACGUAGUGCUGGGAGCCACAGGGGAAAGUCACCACUCACACUCUGGUAAAGACAAGAAGGAGAAAAAGGAGAAGCAUGACAAACACGACAAACACGACAAGCAAUUUACUAAGCAGCAUGAAGCACUCCACAAGGAUCCAAAGGAGCACAAGGAACGAAAGGACAAGGAGAAGAAAAGUCUUGUUAAACGACUUGCCAGUAAAAGUAAAAAAUCAAAAUCGCCAGGCGAUGAUGGUGAAACCUCAGCACUGUUGGAGGGGUCUGUAACACAUGUCAGGUCUGGGUCGUACCAGUCGGCUGAGAGUGGAGCAGGGGCAUCAGGAGACAGCAGUCAGCACAAGAAGACCGGGUCCUUUGACUCCGCCUCACCACCCCCAUCCAAGCCAAGUAGACCCAAACCACUAGCCAGAGAAAAGUUCCGAUGCAUUGUGCCAUACCCUCCUCAGACGGAUCAUGAACUGGACCUUCAGUGUGGUGACAUUGUGUUUGUACACAAGAAACGUGAGGAUGGAUGGUUCAAAGGAACUCUCUCGAACAGCAAGGCGGGAUUGUUUCCAGGAAGCUUUGUAGAAAAGUGUGAAUAGACACAUCAAAAGUGGACAGUUUUUUAUUGAGAGAUUUUUAAUACAAUAUCUGUUAACAAACAGAUUGCACAAUUUUAAGCAGUGAGCUGUUGCUUUGACUUUGCUACAGAAGAAAGCUGUAGAGUUGAUAGCCAUAUUCAACUAAGCUGCUUUUCUAUUGGUUGCCAGUGGGUUGCCUUCUGUGACCAGUAUUGUGAUUGGCUGCAGUCUGUGUAAACUGAGUUCUGAUUGGCUGCAUCCAGUUUGAUGUUGUGGCCUUGCUUCAGACAGACUUUAUUCAUGAUCAUAUCAUCUCACUGAUAUCACUGAUCACAUGACCUUUCUUCACUUAGGAUAGCACUUGAUUCAAGUUUCAACAUCUGACAUUUGUUUCAGAAUCGAUGGGAUGCAACAACCGAGGAGUGAUUUUAGUUCCCCUGAUAAGUGUUGUGUAUUAGAGACCGGCAGCCAUAUUUAGAAGUUAUCAAAAAUACAUUUUUAUCAAGGACUGAAGAGAAUUACCCAUUUUCUGAUAUAUUUAUUUCAUGAUCAGUUUUGCAGGGUUUUCUUUGUCGAGAUUUACCAAUAUAUCUAUAUUCAUUUUUGUGAAUCUCUUAAUCAAUGGUGUUUUAGUUUCACCUACUUAAGUUUAACUCCCUGAUGCAUAUUGUCAGCUGAUUCCUUUCUCUCAAGGCACAAAAAUUAAUUCAUUAUGUUAUUAAGGGGUUCCUGUCACAUAUUUGCCAGUAGGAUGUUGUAGAGGGGCAGCUGGGUAGCCUCGUAGUUAAAGCGUUCGCUUGUCACACUGAAGACCCGGGAUCGAUUGCCCACAUGGGUACAAAGUGAAGCCAAUGUCUGGUGUCCCUGCCGUGAUAUUGCUGGAAUAUUGCUAAAAGCGGCAUAAAACCAUACUCACUCACUCAGUAUGUUGUAGAAUCAAGUGGUAUCCUGAUGUGUCUCCAUGAUGUGCUCACUCGGACUGGACUCCAUGGGGAGUAUACUGCGGAACAUUUGAAUCCAUAGGCAUAACUCUGUUUGUGUCCAUGUAACACACUGUCACUCCUCAUGCCCCUCUGGUAUGGGUGUAAUAUAUAAUAAACAGCAGCAGGGUUCUGCACAUGUUACUUACUGAGGUGUACAUACACCAGCGCCACAGCAAGUCUUCGUCUUACAAAUGUAUCACCAAUUCUGUCUCUUUAUUCUGUGAUGGUCAACAAAAGGGAGGUUGAUGUUUCUUCUUUUCCUCCAGACAAUCAGUCUUAUCUUGACUUUCAGAUAACUGGCCUCGAUUUCUCGAAACAAACUCAAGUUUUUACUCAAAUUUAAAACUGAGUUUGAGAGUUUGAAACAGCUGAGGUUUUAAUUCAGUUGCAGUUCUAAAACCAAAAGUACUAAACAACUCAUCUACCUAUCUACCUAACUCAAAUUGUCGACUAAGUCCAUUUCAGUUUAUUCUGGGAAAUGCAUUUUUCUGCUUUUUCUCAAAUUUGAGUGAAAACUUCAACUUAACUCAAAACUCAGAUUUUAAGUUUGUUUCUGAAAUCAGGGCCUGGGGUGUUUAAUUCUGGUAAUUGACCAGCAUAUUUAUUGAACGGUUGAUAUUGUACAACAGAGUUUGGUUGUAUGAUGAACAAGUGCUAGGCCAGGUGUCACCUGAAAGUCUGCCUUGUGUCAAGUCUGUAGUGUGGCAGUGAUGUUGCAGAAUACAACCAUUAAAAGGUCAGAAACAGUUCAUUCCAGCAAAACAUGCUCUUUCACUCACUCGCAACAAUUUGAAACAAUUUCACUCUGAAUUUGAAAGUAAUGAUUAUACAUUCACUGCUAUGUAGUCCAAAGUUUUGUGUGGUGAUUUUUAGGCGAAAACUUCACAAUAUGUGCAGAAACAUAUCGUGUUGCUCAUGUUACGGAACAACCUACUUCUUAUUACACCCAUACAACUUUGUUUAACUCAUCUUAAUAUCAUGAAGUGAGAAUCUUGAAAGACUGUUUGACUUGGGCAAGUCUGCAACUCUCAAAAUAAAUAUAAUUCAUUCAUGGAAGUA
This is a messenger RNA of Haliotis rubra (blacklip abalone), 4858 nucleotides long. Its product is annotated as E3 ubiquitin-protein ligase SH3RF1-like. Gene Ontology annotation, molecular function: ubiquitin protein ligase activity; metal ion binding; protein binding. Bases 357 to 2837 code for a protein of 826 amino acids. The transcript is spliced from 12 exons. The record is from RefSeq and is a predicted model, not a curated record. NCBI's taxonomy places the organism in Eukaryota, Metazoa, Mollusca, Gastropoda, Lepetellida, Haliotidae. Gene Ontology annotation, biological process: protein ubiquitination; positive regulation of JNK cascade; positive regulation of proteasomal ubiquitin-dependent protein catabolic process.